UGCCUCAUGCAGCUGCAGAAUACAGAACCAAAUGUUUUGAAGAUCAUCGCAGGAAAGCUGUUUGAUUCGUACACCCUAGAGUUAUUGGAGAACCGAGUUAUCACCGUUAGCGAAGAUUCUGGCAUCAUUCUCGACGUCCAACCGUUCUCUAGCAGUACUCAUGGCCUAAACUUCUCUGACUCUCAAAUUAUAGAUCUGAGACAUUUAACGGUACUCCCCGGUUUCGUGGAUACACAUGUUCACUUCUUCUUGCACCCAUAUUCCGAGACUUCUUGGGAGGAUCAGCUCACCAAGGAGCAUGUUGUGGAGCGCACUGUUAGGGCAACGCAACAUGCAAAAAGGACGCUCAUGGCAGGGUUCACUGCCGUAAGGGACUUAGGCACAGAAGGCGCGGGUGAGGCUGAUAUCGCACUUCGCAAGUGCCUCUCCAAUCCUGGUGCUCUCAUCCCCGGACCGAGGUAUUUUUGUGCCACGAGGGCUAUCGUUUCUACUGGAAGUUACGGCCCUAAAAGUGUCAUUCAUGUGAACAGAGAAGGCAUUGAAGGUAUCACUGGCGCUGAGGCUGCGGACGGACGCGACGAAUGUAUGAAGGUGGUUCGCAGGCAGGUUGGUGCGGGCGCGGAUUGGAUUAAGAUUUACGCAGAUUACCGUGUUCGUUCUAGAGUGAUCAAUGUGUCGUCACCCGCGGGGAAAGAAUCAAUCUGUACGUUCACGUCUGACGAACUGAAGACGAUGAUAGAUACGGCCCACCGAUAUGGUGUCAAGGUUGCCGCACAUGCAACUAACAAGGACACUAUCACGGAACUUCUACGCCACUCUGUGGAUUCCAUCGAACACGGGUACGAUAUGGCCUCAUACGAUCCUGAUCACACUGAUAAGUCACUCGACGAACCGCUCCGAACCUGUUCGCAGUCGCGUGUAAAGUGGUGUCCAACUUUGGCGGCCUACUUCACCUUAGGACAAGGGCAUGGUGAGACUUGGGAGCACGCGGUUCAGUCGUUCAAAGCUGCCCUCGCGUGUGGCAUGGAUAAUA
Molecule: messenger RNA, 1033 nt
Organism: Serpula lacrymans var. lacrymans S7.9
Lineage: Eukaryota; Fungi; Basidiomycota; Agaricomycetes; Boletales; Serpulaceae
Exons: 6
Molecular function (GO): hydrolase activity, acting on carbon-nitrogen (but not peptide) bonds
Source: RefSeq, a predicted model, not a curated record